Messenger RNA from Tachysurus vachellii, 4370 nucleotides. RefSeq names its product anoctamin 9b (gene ano9b). Gene Ontology annotation, biological process: chloride transmembrane transport. The record is from RefSeq and is a predicted model, not a curated record. Gene Ontology annotation, molecular function: chloride channel activity. The coding region runs from base 199 to 2574 and encodes 791 amino acids. Gene Ontology annotation, cellular component: plasma membrane. The transcript is spliced from 24 exons. Lineage: Eukaryota; Metazoa; Chordata; Actinopteri; Siluriformes; Bagridae.
ACCAACUUUUACGCGCAGGAGUUGUUCGUGGUUCAAGUAACGCGGAAGUGUUGGAUUGCCCCAAACUUGUUUUUGAUCCUAAACCACCUGAUGGACUUUCUGAGUUUCUUUUAGCCGUGGACAGGUCGACAAGGCGACUGAAUCGAAACGCAACAUUUAAUGAAUGAUCCUUAAAUCUCUGUAAAUAUCUACAACACCAUGCACUUCAAAGAAGUCCAGGAUGAAAUAGAGCUGGAGAGGAUGAACAAAGAAAGUACUGAAAAUGGCAGAGAUACCUUAAUACCAUUGCUAAGCUCUCAUACUGCUGUGCGAUCAUUUGACUGCAUACUUGUAGCACCUCUUGUUAAAGAUCAAGAUGAUCAGAAAUACAAGAAGCAGGAAGCCUACAUCAGGGAUCUCAAGUCGAAAAAUCUGAAAGUGACAAAAGUCCACCAUGAUAACAAAAUAUUCUAUGGUGUUCGUGCUCCUGAGGAACUCUUUGACAAGUAUAAGUACCUGCUGAAGGUGUCUGAUUCUUGUAACUGGAGUGCUGAAUAUGGAGGCUAUGUCCAAAACACCACAAGGAUUAGGAUUGUCUAUUUUAUCCUGCACCAUACAUUUAUUGGGACAGGAGAGGGCCUGAGGGAUCUUAUGAAGCAAGAAGUGUUCGAGACCUUGUUCUGUCUCCAUGAGAGUACACAGCAGGAGUAUCUGAAGAGGAAGUGGGCAAGUUGGAGGGCCUUAAGACAUCUAGUCAACCAACCUGUUGAUGAUAUCAGGGAUUACUUCGGUGAGAAGAUAGCAUUAUAUUUUUUGUGGCUUGGUUGGUACACACGCAUGCUGAUCCCUGCUGCUGUCAUUGGAGUGGUUGUGUUCCUUUAUGCCCUGGCUUUUUUUGAGUCCAACCCCAUCAUAAAGGAAGUCUGUGAAUCAAACAUCACCAUGUGCCCAAUAUGUGACAAAAGGUGCCAUAUGUGGAAGUUGUCAGACACCUGUUUUUAUGCUAAGUUGAGUCAUCUAUUUGACAAUGAAGGAACUGUGGCCUUUGCAAUGUUUAUGGCUGUUUGGGCCACUUUGUUUCUGGAGCUGUGGAAGCGGCAUCGAUCACUAAAUGUCUCCAGGUGGAGGGUCUUUGACUGGUGUGAAGAUGAGGAGGAACUUAUCCUGGAAAUUGUAAACAACCCACAUUGUAAACCCAAGGAGUUUAUUCACUCAUACAUACAGAGCAUUCUGGUUCUUCUGCUGUUCACAAUGGUGCUGGUGGUGAUCAUAGGCCUGGCACAUGCUCUGGUAAUCGUCCGUGUGGUAUCUGCCAUGCUUCUAUCAGACACCAAGUGGAAGGUUGUAAGCAAUAAUGCCAACAUGAUAGCAGUGACUCUGGGAGCAGUGCUGCACUACUUGACUAUACAGGUUAUGACUCGGGUGAACCGAUUUGUGGCAUUCAAGCUGUGUGAGUUAGAAAAGACUCGCUCAUUUGCAGCCACAGAGAGGAGCUUUACUGUGAAAAUGUUCACCUUCCAGUUCUUCACACUCUUCUCUUCGUUAAUAUAUGUGGCCUUUUUUCUGGGCAGGAUUAAUGGCUACCCAGGCAACUAUGUGCGAAUAGCAGGAAAAUGGAGACUGGAGGAGUGCCACCCUAGCGGUUGUCUUACAGACCUCUUCAUUCAAAUGGCAAUCAUUCUUAUCCUCAAGCAAACCAUCAGCAACAUAUUUGAGUUUGCUGGGCCGUGGCUUAAGCUUUGUUUUAAAAGGGCAAUAUUUAAGAAAGACCUGGAGAAGUGUGGUGACUGCAAAACGCCAACAUGUAAAGAAGACGGUCCUGGUAUUGAGCUCUGUGAUGUCUGCAAUCUCAAGGACUGGCUGAGGAACUACCAUCUGAAUACUGUCCAUGCCUUCAGUUUGUUUAAUGAGUUCCUAGAAAUGGUUAUCCAGUUUAGCUUCACAACCAUCUUUGUAGCGGCAUUUCCCUUGGCUCCGCUUCUUGCCCUCAUCAACAACAUAUUUGAGAUCAGACUGGAUGCCAUUAAAAUGCUGCACAUGGAGCGCCGCUUAGUGCCAAAGAAAACCAAUGACAUUGGUGUGUGGACUAGAGUUUUAGAAGUUAUUGGGGUGGCAGCAGUCAUUGCUAAUGGACUGGUAAUUGGAAUUUCUUCUGAAUUUGUUCCUCGCCUGGUUUAUUACUAUCGUUUCGGACCAUGUGCCAAUGGAACAGCCACAGACUUACAGUGUUUGGCAGGCUACACUGACUACAUACUCACCACUGCAAACAUGUCUGAUGCAAAUGUGCGUAAAGACUUCAGCCCUGAGCAGAUGAUGCACAAUGGAAUGAAUGUUACUCAGUGCAGCUACAAAGCCUACCGUACUGAAAAUGACCAGAGCUUUACCUCACACUACUGGUUCAUAAUAGCAGCCCGCUUUGCUUUUGUCAUCUUGUUUGAGCAUGUUUUAGUGGUGUGUAAGUUUAUCGUUGCCUGGUUUGUGCCCGAUAACCCCUUGCGGGUGAAGAACAACAGGCUACACGACAAACUAGACAGGCUGAAACAGGAGUUACAGGCACUGAGUGUGCAAUACGACAACAGGACCACUGACGUUUAAUUAAGUUUUUUACUGAUGGCUCUCAUUUUAAAAACUUUUUUUGUUUAUUUUUAAAUGCUUGUAAAGUUAAAUACUAGUUUUAGACACAGACACACAAGAUAGUAAUUUUGACCAGCCAAAUACAGCUGGAUAACAUUUGAAAUAGUAACCUGCAAUAAUAAAUUUGUGUGGUUUUAGAUGGAGGUAGAGAAAGCUACUCUCUGAAUUGCACAUUCUCAAAAAUACUACUAAACCGUAUUUAACCUUGCCCUUGAUGUUUGUAUCUUUUACAGCUUAAUGUAAUAAAAUAGUGUACCAUUUUAAAAUAUUCAAGGAAGGAAGUAUAAAGGAAGUCAUCUUUUAGACGAAUGAUAUGUGCAUUGGUGCAAAAGGUGUACACAUGAGAGUGCCAUCCAGCAAUAAGGCAUGAUAGCCCUUUUUCUGAGCAUGUAACCUAUAGCUUGCACAGUGAUUAUAUAUGAUUAUAUAGUUGAUGGUAAUCGUCUAUUCAUCGAGAUACAUGCUAUCCUAAUUUUAUACUUUUUGCUAUUGUAUUGUUAACCUUCUCACAGGAGGUAAAAUGAAAUCUAAAAACUUUUUGAUUGGUUAAUAUUGUAAGGUUUUCAUUGUCAUAUUGUCCCCACUUGAUGGCAGUGGUGGCAAGAAUGAACAGAGACGAGGACUAUAGAUUCUAUUUUUUACAUACAGUAAGCUACAACAGUGCCUUACUGAAUCUCAUAACUUGUGCAUUUUACAAGGUGUGUGUUUAUUUUGUUUUGCAUUGUUUUAUUUUUAAAAAUCUAUGUACCGGUGUUGUUUUCUGUACAAACAGUAUGAAGGGAGAAAAUCUUGGGAUGCAUGAGUGAAAUUAAAUUGUGGAUGUGUAGUUUAAAGUACGUUUUAACCGUGUUGCAAGAACUGUGAAUGUAUGUAAACUUCCUGUCAUAUUGAAUUACAUUCAGGUCUGAAAUCUUAUAAUGCAUUAUGAGGAGACCAAAUGGAAAUGUAUAAAUUUCCACAUUUCAUGUUUUAUAAAUGUUUAAGAAUUUAGUGUAUUUCUUUCAUGUAAUUCAUGUCAGUAAUAUUUGUUAUUGUAUCUAGAAAAUAAUCAUAGAUAAAAUGGCAAUAAGCUGGUAAUCAAAUAUUUCAAAUAUUUCCUUUUACAUGAAAAGAGACAAAUGUGGAAAAUAAUUUGACAUAGAAUAUUAUUACUAGCACAUAGUGUGCAUUAAAUUGAAUUUGCACUUCAAUUUGAGAAAGGAAUGAACACAAUGCCAACAAUUAUAAUUAUAUUAUAAUAUAACAACACUAACCAUUCUUUUGUGUUAUGUAUAUAAGUAUGUAUAAUAAGUUGUACUUUAAGCUAAGAAAUAUCUCUUGGCCUUUUGUAAGUUAAAAACUACUUAAUGACACUUACAAUCAAUUAUAUAAUUAUGACUGUUGUCUAGAUUCUCUGUUAUUUUGCACAUUUUGCUCUCAACCGCAUCCUUCAGUAGAAAGUAACUGCCGUUUUUAUAAACUAACCCCAACCCCUCAGCAUCCCCUACCCUCAAGAUAUUUGUAUUUCAACACUGUAUAUUUGUAAAGUAUUUUAUUUUUAUUAUUAUUUUUUAAAGUGUCGUUUUCUUUUUUAAAAUUGGUUUAAUAUCAUUGUCCAACAGGUGUCACUGUUAUUGAAAUUUUUUAUCAUCCAGGCUGUAUUUCUUCUAAGGGGACAUUAAGUUGUGGUUCCAUGGAGAUUUUCUUAAUAACUGCUGUAUAAUUUGUCGAACUUAAUUUACACUGAAAAUCCCAGAAUAAACAAUGUAACAGAGGAC